Plodia interpunctella (Indianmeal moth) is the source of this 1849-nucleotide messenger RNA. RefSeq lists its product as uncharacterized. Gene Ontology annotation, molecular function: lipase activity. Gene Ontology annotation, biological process: lipid catabolic process. The coding region runs from base 203 to 1177 and encodes 324 amino acids. The record is from RefSeq and is a predicted model, not a curated record. Lineage: Eukaryota; Metazoa; Arthropoda; Insecta; Lepidoptera; Pyralidae. The transcript is spliced from 8 exons.
GCAAGUGCAGUGGUGAAUAAGUUUUUGUUCCUUGCGGUCUGAAAAUAUUGUUUUGUGACACGCAAUUGUGCCGGGAAAAACGCGGGAAAUGCCUCUGUCGAGGGAAAUACACUGUUUUGUUUUGAGAUGACGUUUUCCGUGGAUUUGGCGUGCUUUUUUAAUCGCAGUGGGAAUUGUUGGAGCUUUGUGAGGGGCGGGAAAAAUGCUGGCGAGUGUAUCAUGCCGGAUAAUGACGAUAUUUGUGGGUGUGUCGGAAUUAUGUUUUAUGUCGGCGCCCGUAGGCCAGUGUUUCUAUUGCUGCCCACUAGAAGAUACGGACAUCCAAUACAAACUCUUCACAAGAGCCAAUCGUAGGACGUUCCAAAUAAUUCCGGUUGGCGACAGUGCGGCUCUGCGCAGUACUAACUUUGACCCAAGGAAUCCCACUGUUAUAUACUUGAUGGGCUUCUCCGAGGCCACUACAGGAGUCAGCACGACCACGCUCAGAAACGCUUAUUUAUCGAGAGGCGAAUGCAAUUUCAUAGCAGUGGAUUGGGCACGGCUCAUUGCUUUUCCAUGGUAUGCGGCAGCAGUAAAAAAUACCCGCUACAUGGGUCAGCAGCUGGCGACCUUCGUGGAGUUUCUGGAGAGAGAGGGCAUCAGGGCUUCGUCUCUGCAUGUCAUUGGAUUCUCAUUAGGAGCUGAGGCGGCUGGAUUUGCCGGGAAGGAACUGAGAAGGAGGGGGUUGAGAUUAGGGAGGAUCACAGGUUUGGACCCGGCAUAUCCAGGUUACAAGUUGACUUCCAACGACGGGCAUCUGGCGCGAGGGGACGCCCUUUUCGUCGACGUCCUACACACCAAUCCUGGAGUCCUGGGAUUCCCCAAAGCUAUAGGAGACGUGGACUUUUACCCCAACUUCGGGGAGUGGGUCCAACCCGGCUGCUGGAUCGACGAGCUCAUUGUCAAUAAGGAACUUGAUAAAUUUUAUGGUUGCAGUCACAACCGGGCGUGGAGGUUUUACGUAGAAUCCAUUGAAAACCCCACUGGUUUCCCGGCCACACUGUGUCGGGAUUGGAGAGGCGGAUCCUGUAGGUUUACUAUCAACGGGUACAUGGGAUUUGCUGCUCGACCGCCAAUGGCCGGCAGGAUGUAUCUUCAGACAAACAGAAUAUCGCCUUAUGGUAGAAACGGACCAUAGAUGUAUACCACCUACUAACAAAAUAUAGUAAUUUACGAGUGUUACAAGCAUUCACAUAAAAAAUAGGAUAUCAGACCUUGGGUUCCGUGGCUUGUCGGCAGAGGAAACACCCAAGAAAACGCACAAAUGAGAGAGAGAGAGAGAGACAAGCAGUUUUGUGAUACAGGCUGUGCCAAAGAGUAAUUAGCACUAAUUUAGUUCGGCCAUGCACACUUCAAUAUUAGAUAUCUAAUUAUAUGUAAUUAUCGACAUCUAUUUAUAGAUUUAAAAAGUAAGCUAAGGGGUAAGCUAUAUAAAAACAUUUUGGGGAUACUUUGUUGUAAAUUAAAUUUUAACUAAAUAGUUACGGUGGUGAUAACAUUUAUUUAAUUCUUUAAGGGGUAAGAUAAUAGAUAUACUUAGGCUCGCUUAGGGCCAACACUUUGAGGGUAUCAUUAUUAAUAAACAUAACUAUCUAUUUCUAUAGACUGAAGGAUAGCAAAUAUUUUUUCAUGCCAUUUUCAUUAUUACAGAAACCAAAUAAUAAUAAUAAUACCUACUUUAUUAAAAAAAGCUAUGUUUAUAAAUAAUUAUAAGCCUUAUUUACUAGAAUGUUUGUGUUUCGUUAGCUUACUUUCUAGAUAGAAAUUUGCGUUUAGAAGUCUUUAGUUUAAGGACAAGUGCCAAUAAAAC